AUGAUCUCUUGGAUCAAGUUUCCUCGUGGCUCCUGGUCCUGGAAUAGACACUGACGAUAUGGACACAGUAUGGCUUCGGUACUGUGGCAUGCCUCUGGGAAUAGUUUCGUUUCGCCUGCCAUCAUCUUCCUCCUGCUACUUGGUCCACACGCUAUCACAGCUCGCGAGGUAAUUGAUGUGCCACAGCCACAGCAAGACUACGUACCAUCCCUAUCUCCACCACCACCGGGACCUUUUGCCACUGCCAAAACAUCAAGAUGCGACCAAACAUUUGUCAGCGUCCCAGGCAGCCCGGAAAAUGGGACUUUCCACGCUCCGUAUUUGAUAAAUCCAAAACUUGAAUCGCAACAGUGUGUUUACACAUUUUUAGCGGGACCUUAUCAGCGCGCCGAGGUCGUCUUCACGACAUUUGGUCUCCGCGGCACACCACCAGAUGGAUCUGCCGUUGGGGAAUUGCCUGGAUGUGUACACGAGUAUAUGGAUGUAUACACGCAGAUACGAUCUGAUAACACGACCAAGCUGAUAGAGACACCCUUCGGUGGUCGAUACUGCGGUCCUAUACCACCGAGACGUCGAGUAUCUCUCUACCGAGGGAUUGCACUUAGUUUCUAUACUGACAAGAAUAUCACCCUACCAACUCUAUUUAGCGGUCGUUAUGCCUUCAUCAAUGCCUCUGAGUAUGAAAUCGGAACACCAGUGCUAGGCACACCGUGUUCUUUCGUCGUAAAUACAACGAUUAAGCGUACUGGAUCCAUCCUUUCGCCCACAUAUCCUGGUACUUAUCCGAAGAAUCUUACAUGUAGGUAUCAAUUCAUCGGUAACAGUGGCCAGAGGAUUAGACUCGAGUUUCGGGAUUUUGAUCUCUUCUACGGGGGUCCUCACUGCCCAUUCGACUAUGUAAAGGUGUACGAUGGACUUGACUUAAAGUCAGCUCCCGUGAUAGGGACUUACUGCGGUCAACAACGUAAUUUGGUGCUAUAUUCUUCGCAGUCAAAUUUAACUGUACUCUUUUCAACACUUCAGCGCACUGCGAACACACAAAAUCGUGGCUUUAAAGGAAUAUUUGAAUUUUCUGAAGGCUUCGUUAAAUUAGAUUUCAUAAACAAAUCCGGAGGUAUGCAUAUACGAGGAUCCGAGUGUGACCAAAAAAUUUUAAGCACCAGAGAAUCUAAUGGCUCUGUCGUGAGUCCUAAUUAUCCGUUUCCUUACAUUCCGAAAGUUGUGUGUCGUUAUUUUGUAUAUGGUAUGCAAGAUGCACAGCAUUUGGAACGUGUGAAACUUGAAUUUUUAACGUUUGAUAUUAGCAAGGGUGAAGCAAAAGGAGACUCAGCCUGCACUGACGGUUACCUUAAAAUCUACCUAAAAGGCCAAGAAGCUACUGAUUCGUAUGACAAAUUUGAUUACGAGUUGUGUGGUAAUGAAACAAAUCCGAGCCAAGUAGUUAGUGACGGGCCACGACUGGUCAUGGUAUUCAGCAGCGGUGAACUUAAACAAGGCCGGGGUUUCAAAGCAAGAUACAGCUUCGAAACAGAAUACAAAAUACCCGGUACGGCUGCACCGGACGGCAGUUGCACAUUCACUUAUCGCAGUUCCUCACGGAAGAAAGGUGAAUUCAAUUCACCACGUUAUCCAAGCAAUUAUCCGAGCGAUAUCAAUUGUACUUAUCUCUUCUUGGCAACUCCAAACGAACAAGUUACCCUUGUUUUUGAUCACUUUAAAGUUAGAUCUCAGCCAUCAAAUUCGACUACUGGAUUCUAUGGAGAAGAGAUCUGUCAGAAUGAUUGGUUAGAAAUUUACAACAUGUAUCGUGACAAUACGGAAAAAUUAAUUGGAAGAUACUGUGGAACUUCUGCACCAGGUCCAGUAGAAUCGAAUCUCGGUGCGCUUGGAGUCAAAGUUAUUCUUCACUCAGAUGCAGAAUUAGUUUACAGUGGCUUCAAAGCUCGUUAUAUGUUUGAAGUCGCCAAGUCUAUUUUCGGCGAUUGUGGCUCCAAUAUAAGUAGUCUCGAAUACGGUGUAAUAAUGACACCAAAUCAUCCAGAGAAUUACGACAGUCCUCUCCGAAAUUUCGCAAGUAAAACUUGCAAUUGGUUUAUAUCUGUACGUCCGGAUCAUCAGAUAUUAAUCUAUUUCGAAGAUUUUUCCGUAGAGGGUGAACAAUCGGUCAGAGGAUGUCCCGCGGCUGUUUUACGAUUGUGGUUAUCGCCGAUGGCAACUCCAAUUGAAUUGUGUGGUGUAAAAACGUCAGACGGUCCAAACGAUUAUUUAUCUCAAGAUCAUAAUAUGCGACUCAGCUUUAUAUCAUCGGACAAAUCAGUAGGCCAAAAAGGUUUUCGCGCCGUAUGGACAGAAGUGUAUAAAGCGAACGAGUGCGAGCCGAAUGAAUUUCACUGUAGUGGAAACAACUACUGCAUUGCAGAAACAUUACGUUGUAAUAAUGUAGACAACUGCGGUCCAAAUGAUACAAGCGACGAGGAGAACUGUGCAAUAUCAGUGCCUCCAGUAAGUUACGCAAUACCUGCAGGAAGUGCUGCGGCUGCUGUGCUAGUAGCCCUUGCACUGUGUCUUCUCUGUCAUCGUAAAAUGAAGCGACGCACUGAAGAAGUAAACAUCGAUGACUUUCAGCAGCGUAUCGAGGACAUGCGUUACUGCUAUCAUCAUCACACCGUCUUCCAUCGAACACCAAGUACUCAUAGUCAUAGCCAUCCGGAUACUUACAACAACCAGUAUCAUAUGGAGCAGCCUAGUCCACCAAGUGAGAGUGAAAUUGAGCAUGUAUGUGGCGAUGAUGCGAGUAGUCCCGAAACUCCGUGACCAUCGUGCACUACUGUUACAAUUUGGUGUCACUGUCAUUGUUAUUAUUGUUAUUAUUAUUAUAAUUGCAUUUAUAAUGAAAAUAAUAAUAAUUAUCAUCAUUAUCAUUAUCAUUAUUAUUAUUAUUAUUAUUAUUAUUAUUAUUAUUAUUAUUAUUAUUAUUAUUAUUAUUAUAACAAUAAUGAUAAUAAUACUUACAACUCCGAGUGUCGUCAUGAAUGUCGACCACUACCAAAGCGUGUGUUAAUUGCACGUGUUUAUGAAACGCAGACUGUACAACCGCGCCUAAAGUGUAAUAAAAAAAUUGUUGUUGUUAAUGUUGUUGUUAUCAUCGUUGCUCGAAUCGAUUAUUUCGGCAGCUCAUUAUCCAGCGCCAUCAAUGGCCAUUUAUAUUACAAUAAUAUCGAUCAAUUAUUAUUGUCAUCAUAUCAAAGGAAUACCAUCAUCUUCGUUACAGCGUUUGAAUUACACGUCAAUCAGGAUAAAUAAAUAAAUGAAUAAAUAAUGUAAAAAUGUUUGUUCAGAUUACGUGGGUAUAUAUAGUAAUGAUUAAUUAUACAUGGACACCAGGGUUAUGAUUAUGAUUUAGAAAUCCAUCAUUUUUUUAUCAAUAAUGUUUGUAUGUGCAUCAUUGUCCAUUUGAUGUAUUGAUAUGUUUGAUAGUCUUAAGAUUAAUAUAUUAAUUUUCAUUUUAUAUUUGUAUGAAUUAUUACUAUAAUCAUUAUGUAUUGUUUUAAGAAGAAAAGUGUGAGGUGAAAGUAUGUUUGAUUAUAUUGAUUACUAGUAAUUGGACAAAUGCCCACAUUGAACAAUUAGUCGAGAUUUUAAAUGAAACAACAGAUGUACGUAGGCUGGUACCUGCUAAUUAUUUGAAAAAACGCGUUCUUUUAAUCCUUUUAUACAUUUUACUGCAAUUAAAUACGCUGUAUAUUUUACAUUGAACGGUAAAAUAAUAAUAA
Molecule: messenger RNA, 3773 nt
Organism: Cotesia glomerata
Lineage: Eukaryota; Metazoa; Arthropoda; Insecta; Hymenoptera; Braconidae
Product: cubilin
Cellular component (GO): plasma membrane
Molecular function (GO): protein binding
Source: RefSeq, a predicted model, not a curated record